AUGUCUUUAAAUAAACAACCAGUAAGAUUCUGUGAGAUUACUUGUGAGAUUACUUGUGAGAUUAUUUGUGAGAUUACUUGUGAGAUUAUUUGUGAGAUUAUUUGUGAGAUUACUUGUGAGAUUACUUGUGAGAUUACUUGUGAGAUUAUUUGUGAGAUUACUUGUGAGAUUACUUGUGAGAUUACUUGUGAGAUUACUUGUGAGAUUACUAGUGAGAUUACUUGUGAGAUUACUUGUGAGAUUACUUGUGAGAUAACUUGUGAGAUUACUUGUGAGAUUACUUGUGAGAUUAUUUGUGAGAUUACUAGUGAGAUUACUAGUGAGAUUACUUGUGAGAUUACUUGUGAGAUUACUUGUGAGAUAACUUGUGAGAUUACUUGUGAGAUUACUUGUGAGAUUAUUUGUGAGAUUACUUGUGAGAUUACUUGUGAGAUUACUUGUGAGAUUACUUGUGAGAUUAUUU
Molecule: messenger RNA, 463 nt
Organism: Candidula unifasciata
Lineage: Eukaryota; Metazoa; Mollusca; Gastropoda; Stylommatophora; Geomitridae
Source: the annotation of a GenBank genome assembly